AUGGCGAGCCCAAGAUCAGUGUCGCGAGUCCCCAAAGCAUGCGACCCUUGUAAUCGACGUAAAGUCCGCUGCAACGGUCAGCAGAGAUGCCAACAAUGCGAGCACCUGGAUCUUCUCUGUACCUACACAGAGAAUCGCUCAGCACGAUCAAGAAAGCACUCACUGCAUCGUGGUGCAGUCAUCUCAAAAUAUAAAAGCGGUGCCACAUCAAAAACCACAGCCUUGAUGCCGCGUCUCUCUCCCCUGACAACCAAACUCCCACCCUCAUACUUCGAGAGUCUUCUCCCGGAUUACAUGUCCUACGUAUAUCCAUUCAGCCCCAUAAUCACGGACACCGAAAUCCUCAACUCAAUCACAAAAAUGGACACGGAAAGAGAACACGCUUCGUUCGUCUACGCCUUCACAGCGGUUACCCUCGACCUAACCCGCGCCUCACAAACUAGCUCAACACCACCCUCAACCUCCCAAAUAACAGACCUAAUGCGCCAAUCCGUCGAAGCCCAACAACCACUGGUAAUCGGCUUCCGGCCCUCCAUCCUCCGCGCCAUGACAAGCAUCUUCAUCCAGAUGUGCGCCAUGAGCCUGGGCCACUACGACCUAGGCUUCUUCUACCUGCGCGAAGCAAUAAGCAUGAUCCAGAUUCUGCGCAUAAGCGACAAAACCGUCUUAGCGGGCCUCAGCGGCGCCGAACGAGCCCGCCGCCAACGCCUCUACUGGCAGUGUUUCAUCCACGAGCGGUUCAUGUCGAUCGUGUAUUUCUCGCCGGUCACGCUGCCGCCAGCACAGUACCCGGAGGAAGACACGACGACGGCGUCUGUGUCGAUGGGGAUCCAGGCGGGGUGGACGCAGGUGAUUAAGACCUUUUGCAUGCUUGAUGCGAGCUUUAUUAGUCAUUGGAUUGGGGAUCGGUCGGGGGUGACGGCGUCGUGGGUUGAGGGGAAACAUCGCGAAUUGGACGAUGAGUUGUGGGAGGUUGAGGUGGCUGUGUUGUCGGAGUUGCAGCAGGCGGAUUUGGUCAUUACGCGGCAGUGGAUGAGGACCUUGUUGUGGCAGAUGGCGAUGUCGAAUUGUUUGCUGAGCUCGCAUGCAUCGUGUCCUUCGUUGGAGUUGGAGAUGCCCUUGAGAUUGUCGAGUCAGCUCAGGCAAUUUUUGACUAAGAUCGAGCAGAAUACUAUUCGUGUGCAUGGGUCGUCGAUGGUUAGCAAGCUGCUGGAGAUUAUUAAUACUAUUGCUGAUGUGGUGAUUCAUGUACCGCAAGCCACGAGGGAGGAGACGACGGAGAGGAUUGAGGAUAUUGUUGUUAUGCAGGAUGUUGUGUUCUCAUUUCAUAAUUUGCAGGUGAUGUCGAAGAAUAUCCUGCUGGAUAAGUUCCGGCUGAUUCAGGGAAGAUUCCCCCAUAUUGAAGUUGCUAGGCAGUUGGCUGUCUAA
Messenger RNA from Penicillium soppii, 1428 nucleotides. Its product is annotated as Zn(II)2Cys6 transcription factor. Gene Ontology annotation, molecular function: DNA binding; DNA-binding transcription factor activity, RNA polymerase II-specific; zinc ion binding. The transcript has a single exon. The record is from RefSeq and is a predicted model, not a curated record. The coding region runs from base 1 to 1428 and encodes 475 amino acids. Gene Ontology annotation, biological process: DNA-templated transcription; regulation of DNA-templated transcription. Lineage: Eukaryota; Fungi; Ascomycota; Eurotiomycetes; Eurotiales; Aspergillaceae.